This is a messenger RNA of Fragaria vesca subsp. vesca, 1129 nucleotides long. Its product is annotated as protein FD-like. Gene Ontology annotation, molecular function: DNA-binding transcription factor activity. Lineage: Eukaryota; Viridiplantae; Streptophyta; Magnoliopsida; Rosales; Rosaceae. Gene Ontology annotation, cellular component: nucleus. The transcript has 3 exons. The coding region runs from base 140 to 790 and encodes 216 amino acids. The record is from RefSeq and is a predicted model, not a curated record. Gene Ontology annotation, biological process: positive regulation of DNA-templated transcription.
AAAAACAAAAGGCUAAAAGCCUAGCAACGCUUCCAACAAUAACAGAUCCAAAAAACAGAGAGCCGCCCUUCUAUCUUUUUUGCUCUACUUCUAAAACCCUUCAUCUCAAUCUGUCUGAAACAUCAUCCCCUUGAUUCCGAUGACGAUGGAGGAUGUGUGGAAAGACAUCAGCCUAGCUUCUCUCUGUGACCACAGCUCACCGGGUGCUGCCGGCAGCUCCGCCACUCGUAAUGACCCUGCAGGUGUUCGUGGCUUCAUUUUCCAAGAUUUCAUGGCGGCUGCUUCCACCAAACUCGCUCCUUCUUCUCUUGCUACUGAUCUAGGGCCACCGCCGCCGGCCAAUCUCCUCAGCUUGAGUUCUUCCGGCUCCGAUCAUUUUCAGCAGUACCAAGUUCACAACUCUUCUGCUACUACCAGUACCAACACUAGUGCUCCACCAAACUUAGCGAAACCAAACCCUGAUAGUACUACUAGGCCUUCAUCUUCUUUGAUCUCUUUCUCAAACAAGUCCGCCUUGGAGGCUUUGGGUUCUUCCUCAUAUUGCAAGAAAAGGGCCGUAGAGGAAGAAAACGGAGAGAAUUCUAGGCAUGUCCGGCAUAAGCGGAUGAUCAAGAACAGAGAAUCGGCUUCACGCUCCAGAGCUCGAAAGCAGGCUUAUACAAGUGAGCUGGAACUUAAACUUGAACUUUUGAAGGAGGAAAAUGCCAGACUCAGAAUGCAGCAACAGAAGUUCUGCUUAGCCACCCCUGUAGCACCAGCAACAACUCUAAAAAGGGCACACUCUAUGUAGAAAAAAGAGAGCCAAAAAUAUGUUGGGCAUCCAAACCAAGCCACCACUCGUAUAUAUUUUUCUCUCUUUUUUUUUCUUCAUUUUCCUUGUUCUGGUACAAAGAAGACAAGCAGAUUAGUGGUAGGCAUAUUUGGAUCAUGGAUGGGACAUGUUUGAGUAACCCUGUCAAAUCUAGUAUUCCUUUUAUUUCCCAGACCUUAUCUUUCAUGUAGUCUUUCUUUCACUUUAAUUUCCUCUCUCGCACUAUUACCUUAUCCUUCUUUCUUAUUCUCUAGGUAUCUUUGUAAAAAUUCUUGAAUUUUCUGCACUCUAUGAUCACCGUAUGUAAGUAUGUAACCA